This is a messenger RNA of Bombyx mori (domestic silkworm), 5322 nucleotides long. It is a transcript of the gene Liprin-beta, whose product is annotated as liprin-beta-2. Bases 249 to 2831 code for a protein of 860 amino acids. Gene Ontology annotation, cellular component: presynaptic active zone. The transcript is spliced from 13 exons. Gene Ontology annotation, biological process: neuromuscular junction development. The record is from RefSeq and is a predicted model, not a curated record. Gene Ontology annotation, molecular function: protein binding. Lineage: Eukaryota; Metazoa; Arthropoda; Insecta; Lepidoptera; Bombycidae.
UGUAUGCAUUCUGUACGUGUGUUGAAAGUGGUGUUGUGUUCGAUCAUUGUUAACAAGAAUGUAUGUAAUUAACACAAGUUACAAGUGCGCGUAAAACGAUUGGGAUUGUACACAAUAUGAAGGAUAUAUUGUGAAGGAUAACUUUGAACCAACAACAGGAAUGCACCCGGCGCUUACAGCACGAUCUAUUUCCGGGCACGGGCGUCGGCCCUAUUCGUGUAAGCUCUCCGUUCACUUUGAAGUAAAACAUGCGUGAGCUCGGGCGCGGAGGCUCACUCGUGGCAGCCACCAUAGCAGCAUUGCACAAUCGAACAGCCGGCGAAAAACCACCAAUCCCAAUUAAAUCGCGUGCAAAUACAGAAUCUAAACAUUCUCAAUUAGAAAAGGAAAUUUCUGAGAAACAAUCGAGGCGUGCAUCAGGAGGUAGUGAGCGUCCUCUCUCGACCGCUUCGGAGACCUCGGAACGCGACUCCGCGUCAGUCGUAUCUAGUGAGGAGCCGCCCCCACAAGAGAGCGGUGAUUCUGAUAGUCCAGAUGAAGCGACAGUGAAGUGUACAGUGUGGUCCGACGGUGCGACCGGAGACGCUCGCCCCAACUCAUCUGAAAGCGAUUCAUCUUCAUCUAGCGGAGAUGAUUCUGAAGGUCAAGAAUAUGAAACUCGAAAAAACAACGCCGAUUACCGAACAUUAACACCGAACAGACGUUUAGAUAACUCAACGAGGCGUGACGAUGAUUUCAAGUGGAUGCCUACUGGCAAUAUGGUGGAUGAGAAUGAGCAGCCGUCUAUGGAAGCCAUAGCGGAAGAAUAUUCAGGUGGUAGUCUAAAUAGACGAAGGCGUAUUUCGUCUGAUCGUAGUGAUCGCGAUCGUAAAAGUAGAUCGUCUUUGUCGGGCAAGCCUCCGCAGCAUCCUACGGGUGUGCGAGCGUCACCAAGACCUCGACGUAUACGCAAUGAAGAAACACCUCCAGACUUGCAUAGACGUUGGAACUCAUACGAACAUUUCCGCUGGCCAGAAGGCGGAUGGUGGCCCCCUAUGUGCUGGUGUCACGGUCCCCCUAUCCCUCCACCGUGUUGUAUGCAUGACCGUUCUUGGCCCUCACACCCUUCGCUUCCACAAACGACUGUGCGUGGUGGUUUCAAGAACGACGCGGAGGAUCGUGUGCGUCGAUUAGAAGCGGACAAGGAGAGUCUGCAGUUGCAAGUACAGGUGUUAUCGGAGCAGAUCUCAGCACAGACCGAGAAGAUGGUCGACCUAGAACGGGCACUACACGAAGCCAAACAAAGACUUGACGAUGCCGAGCAAAAACUUCAGAAGGAAAUGCUACAGCGUUCUUCGCUGGAGACGCAAAAGCUGGAGUUGCUGUCGAAACUAAGUGAGGUUCGUCUCCGCGCGGCCGAGCGGGGUCUGCUCGAGCGGUCUCCGCCGCCCGACGCAAGCCCCGGACCCGCACCCCCCGCCAGACCCGCCCCGCCCCGGACUCCGCCAGCGAACUACGGGCGUCAGAUCGAGCGCAACACUCACAUGUACUCGUCGCUGCCGCGCUCGUCCGUGCUCGCGUCGGAGGCGCGCGUCGCGUUCGGUAACAAACACAGCAUGGUGGUGGCUCGCGGGCGCGGACACUCGGUGCCCAAUCUAGUUGAGAAGGAGGAGGCAAUACCGCGCGGCAGUCCCUCUCCGUCGCUCCGUGAGGUCCGCUCGCGGCUCGGCAGCGGCUCCGUGCGGCUGGAGGGGGACGAGUUCAGUCGGUCCUCUCUCCGAGCCUCCUCAACGCCCCGACAGAAGCAACAAACGAUGCCCUGGCAAACGACAGACAUCCGACAGUGGGACUGCGAAACGACCUGCGGCUGGUUGGAGAGUAUCGGCAUGGAGCAGUACGCGCCCGCCGCCAGGGCGUGGCUCGGCGCCGGCGACGCUAGGGGGGUCCUCGCUAAUGCCUCCCACAGCACCAUCGAGAAGGAGCUGGCCAUCAAACAUCCUAUGCACAAGAAGAAGAUACUCUUGGCUAUAAUGGAUUUAUUGGGCAGUCACGGCGACGAGCUGCUGACGGCUGCGGGCGCGCUGAGCGGCGCGUGGGUGCUGCGCUGGCUGGAGGACGUGGGCGUGUGCGGCGCGCGCGAGGCCGCCGCCGACGCCGCGCUGGACGGGCGCGCGCUGCACCGCCUCACGCACCACGACCUGCACGCGCACCUGCGGGUCGCGCACGCCCUGCACGCGCUCUCCAUCCGCAGAGGGAUACAAGUGCUGCGAGACAACAAGUUCAAUCCGGACACGAUGAUCCGUCGCGGCGUGGAGACGGUCAACGCUGAGGGGGAGACGGAGACCGUGGAGGGCGCGGAGCUGGCGCGCUGGUCGUCGCACCGCGUCAUGCAGUGGCUCAAGGAGAUAGACCUUGCGGAGUACGCACCGAAUCUCCGAGGCGCUGGCGUCCACGGCGGACUCAUGCUGCUGGAGCCACGGUUCACCGCCGAACUCCUGGCCGCGCUGCUGAACAUUCCCGCCAACAAGACGCUGUUACGGAGACAUCUAACGCAGAGAUUCAACGAUCUCUUAGGCAGAGAUGUGAUCCAACAGAAAAGAAACGCUGAGCAGACGCUCGGCUACCAGCCGCUCACAGCAACAACCAAAUAUAAGGUACCAAAGAAAAGUCAGUUCUCGUUGAAACGUAAGAAGAGCAAGGAGGAGUUGGAGAUAGGCGAACUGGUGUGCCCCCUCGGCGACGAGUGCUCAGGUGACGUGCCCACAUCGCCUACGAUGAGAGUAAAGUCAGCGGUAUCGGCGGGCGUCGCGUCGGCUGUCUGUCCCCCGCGUGACGCCGCGCGUGCGCACUGACCGCGCUCCGCACAUGCCUUGGACCGAACUACACGUAAAUAAACGAUCACUAACGCUCCCUGUGAACGAUCAAAUUUGUUUGUCAAACUUUACGUUUUCAUUAAACGACAGCUUAAACGAUCAAACACCAAAGAUCAAACAAGUUCAUUAAACUUCGGUUUUCUCCUCGCCGUAACAAAGACGUCGUGUCGAGCACUGAUUGAGAUCUUGUUUGACAAACACUCCCAUACACGUUCAAACUUGUUUGUCAAACACGCCGACAGUCAAGAUUUCCAUCAAAUACGUCAAACAAAGCUGCAUGCUGUCAAAUAAGUUGACAAACAAUUGAUCGUUUACGAGGCGCUUGAAGCAUCUACAGGGUGCUAUUAAAUCACCACCGAAUCGAAAUGAUAUAACAAUACGCAAACUGUAUAUCGAUAUAAUAUCGAUUAAUCGUUUAAGGAUUUCGUUGGCCCAGCGAUAUAAAUGUUCCGACUAUGCUAUUUAAAAAAAAAACUGUAAGAUUGUGUUUUAUCUUUUCGAAACAUGACGAAACCAAACUCGCUUCCAUUGAACGAACCUUUAUCUCUUGGGUCGGUCUUGUAAACUGUCGGAAACAUUAUGUAUUUGGUUCUUAUUUCUUGCAAGAUAUCGAAUCUGCAGCAGUAAGAAUGUGGUUAUUAUUACUAAAUAUUCAUUUUACUUUCGGUUCAACUACGGUACACCCUGUAUAAUAUGACCACAGUAUAAUUUUGCUAACUACGCAAAGUCGGAAAGCAUACUACAAAUUCGAAUAAAGAGAUAAUAUAUCCUCUAUUGAAAAAUUAUUUAAGACAUGUAUUUAAGAGGGGGGAAUCUGUGAAGCGAAAAUUGCCGUUAAAGAUAAUUGCACGGCUGAAUUGAAAAUGAAAAAAGGCGAAAAUUAUCCGACAUAAGAACGUAGGCGUGUUUGUUUGUAAUGACCAACUAAUAUAUAAUGCAACAUUUAAAACGCAUUUCAUAAAUUCGUCCUAUCAAAGGAAUUUUAACAUUUUAACGUCAUAUUAAAUAAAAUUGCGCUAACCCUACUCUACUAUAGUAUUUUAUUUGGUGCUAAAAUUUGAAAUUAAAAUCUUAAAAAUUCUUUGUUAAUUUAUGUCACUACUAUUUAUCCUUGUUUAUCGAGUCCAAGGUACACCCUAUAGUAAAAAAUAAAACGCAUUAACAUUUGGUGCGACUGCCAAAAAUAUCUAUCGUGUUAAGUAACGUAUGUAGGAUCGUUUAUUGAAAAAAAAUAAAAUUAUUUUAACUUAUGUUAUAGUUUAGUGUUAUAAAGUGAAUGCUGAAUAUAAUUAAUAUUUAUUUUUGUGUUGUGAAUGAAACUUGGUGAAAUGUGCACAAAACCGAUAUCACAUAAUUUGUAAUAGACAUUCCAAUGUAGAUGCUCUUACAUAACUAAGCUGCCCAUCAAUUAAUAUAAUACACAUUUUGUAGUGCUAACAUACAUACAUAUUUCAUAAAAAAAAUUUAAACUUCUAAACUAUUACUGAACGCAACUGUAACCCCUUGUAUUGAUUCUUAAUAAUUUAUAACUAAACUAUAUGUUCCCAAACUUUUUAUUUCGUUAAUAUAUAUUUUAAAGGUACUUAGCACUUUAUUAUACUGAUAAAUAAAUUAAGUAGCUAAUUAGGAAACGACUGAAAGGUGACAAUAUUAUUCUGGUCUCAUUUCAAUUUUCUAAAAUUUAUUCAUUUAGUAUUAAGGGUUAUAACCGUUUAUAAUAUUUAUAUAUUAUAGAAUAUUGAGGGAACUGUAAAGUUAUUCACUAUAAUAUAUUUAUCAUUGUUAGUAUUUGAGGGAUUGUAUUUAUAAAAAUGUUGUUCUUAACUAUUUAAGAUUUAUCUUAAACGAAUAACUGACAUUUUAUGUUCCGCGUGCAAGUUUUUGAUGGUACCGAUAGACGUGCCGAUUUAUGUUCUAACUUUUUGAUCUUUACCUUUACCUCAGCGAAUAGCUUAAAACUUAAUAGAUUGAAACAAAAAUCGAUUUUCAAACACGAUGCUUCCGCGCAAAUCAAUGUGAUAUUUAAAAAAAGUAUCGAUUUUCAAUCCAUUACUAUCAUGAACUUGUGCACAAAUAACAGAAUGUUGACAAAUAAAAUUAAAGCUCAUAUCGCCGAUUAAUAUCGCUAAGUUUUAUAGCUUCGCAGGCCAAUGGGCCUAAUCUGUUCAGUUUUAAAUUUUUUGGAGCAUUUUACACUACUUAUUAAAUCAUAUCGUAAUUUAUUAAUUAGUAUAGUCCCGUUAUCGAAACGUGCCAAAAUGUAAUGAACAAUAAUAUACCUUUACAUGAUUACCCUUGUCUUCCAUAGCUUUAUAAUUCAACAUAUUGAAACUGAUGGUCCUAUUUUAAAAACCAUUAAAUAAAUAAACCAACCUUUUUUACAAUUCAUGUAUUUAAACAUUUUUACGAUACCUUAAGAUCAAAUGUAAUCUGUAAAAAAGUUAAAAAUAAAUAAUGGAUGAACACAAAA